Messenger RNA from Silurus meridionalis, 873 nucleotides. RefSeq names its product arylamine N-acetyltransferase, pineal gland isozyme NAT-3-like. The transcript has a single exon. Gene Ontology annotation, molecular function: acetyltransferase activity. NCBI's taxonomy places the organism in Eukaryota, Metazoa, Chordata, Actinopteri, Siluriformes, Siluridae. The record is from RefSeq and is a predicted model, not a curated record. The coding region runs from base 1 to 873 and encodes 290 amino acids.
AUGGACCUUCAGGAAUACUUCAGAAGGAUUGGGUUCAGUGGAGUGUACAAGAAACCCGAUCUGGCCACUCUUCAUACCGUCCAUGAGCUGCAUGUUAUGAGUGUUCCCUUUGAGAACCUCAGUAUCCACUGUGGAGAACAAAAUACCAUGAACUUGCAGAUCAUUUAUGAGAAGAUUGUCAGAAACUGUCGUGGAGGAUGGUGCUGUGAAAGCAACCUGCUCUUCUCCUGGGUGCUGAGAGAGAUGGGAUACAAAUACACCAUGCUGGGCUGUAAGGUCUAUAACCUGGUCAAAAAUGACCUCAGCCACUCAGAUUCACACCUCAUUAGCCUUGUGGAGAUUAAGAGCAAGCAUUAUAUCACUGAUGUGAGUUUUGGAGUGGGGGACCAAAUAUGGCACCCCUUAGAAAUGGUCGCAAAUGAAGAUCAAGAGCAACCAGCAGGGAUUUUUCGCUUAUUGAAUGACGGUGAGAGAUGGACACUGGAGAAGACUGGAAGAAAGCCACUGAUCCGGAAUGAAGCCUUUGCUAAUUCCAGACUCGCUGACAAGCAACUGACGAAACCAAUAUACUCCUUUGUCUUAACACCACGGGAAAUUGAUCAUUUUCUUAAUAUAAGCGAAUACUUGCAGACCAGCCCUGAGUCUGUGUUCACACAGAAAUCCAUUUGUUCCAUCCAGACCCCCACUGGAUACAGAGCUCUGAUCGGGUGGACCUACAUUGAAGUGACAUUUAACAAGGAGGAAGACACCGAUUUCAUAAUGCCCAAGAAUGUAGUUGACAGUGAGUUAGAUUCAAUACUUAAGGAAAAGUUUAAUAUUGUUUUAGUUAACAAACUGACACCAGUAAACAACAAAGUUUCAAAUAACCUGUAG